Molecule: messenger RNA, 3636 nt
Organism: Bombina bombina (fire-bellied toad)
Lineage: Eukaryota; Metazoa; Chordata; Amphibia; Anura; Bombinatoridae
Gene: NOCT
Product: nocturnin
Exons: 3
Coding region: 220-1599 (459 amino acids)
Biological process (GO): circadian rhythm
Molecular function (GO): poly(A)-specific ribonuclease activity
Source: RefSeq, a predicted model, not a curated record
GUCAGUCAGAUGCUAGAAAGCCGGUAAAUGAAAUAGUCACGUUUGUGCUAGUGUAGAACUGGUGUAGUCUAUAUUUAUUUAUUGGCGUAAAUACAUUUUCCUGCUAUAGGAACAAGUAUAAAAUAUAGUAUUUACUAUCAUAUUUAAAGCUUCUAUAGUGCAUCGUUACGAUAUAAGAGAGUAUAGAAGAAACCCCGGAUCUGUGUUGUGAGUCACGGAAUGUAUCAGAGCCCAGCAGGAAGGCUGUGCUCGGCGCUGAGAGACGUGUCUGCGUUGUGUGCCUCCUCCCUGCGGCAACAGCCGCACCACUCUCCGGUAAGGAGGAGGGCUGUCUCCCCGCCAGUGCUCAGUUCUUUAGCUGGAUUGGGCUGCUGCCAUAGUUUAGCGGGCUGGAUCGGAGACGGACCGGCAAAAGCGGUUCCGAACAGUGGGACAGUAAAAACUGCGGCGCCCUCAGCAUCGGGGACCGCAGCCAGAUCGGCUUCUAGAACAGUGUCCAUGGGAAACAAUACCAGCCGGCUGUACAGCGCUCUUGCGAAGACACUCAGCAGCAGCACUGCCGUGUCCCAGCCACAAGAUUUCUUUGAACAAUCUGAUUAUGAGCACCUUGAUCCAUUGGAUCCCAAGAAUCUCCUGGAGGAGUGCCAAAUAGCCCUUCAGGACAGGCCUCCCCGACUCUGCAGAGAGUUUGUCAGUUUGAGGAAUAAUUUCAGCAGCCAGAACCAGCCUUUCCGAGUGAUGCAGUGGAACAUCCUGGCACAAGCUCUGGGUGAAGGCAAGGACAACUUUGUUAAGUGUCCAAUGGAGGCCUUGAAGUGGGAACAGAGGAAGUACCUGAUUCUAGAAGAGAUCCUGAAAUAUCGACCACAUGUCUUAUGCUUACAGGAGGUGGAUCAUUACUUUGACACAUUUGAGCCAGUCCUCAGCAGGUUAGGCUACCAGUGCACAUUUUUUGCUAAGCCUUGGUCCCCUUGCCUUGAUGUGGAGCAUAACAACGGACCAGAUGGCUGUGCCUUGUUUUUCCUGCAGGACCGCUUCCAGCUGAUCAGCAGUGACAAAAUUAGGCUGUCUGCCCGGACUCUGAAAACUAACCAAGUUGCAAUUGCAGAGACUCUGAGGUGUAAUGAGACCGGAAGGCUCCUUUGCUUUGUAGUUACCCACCUGAAAGCUCGAACAGGUUGGGAGAGGUUCAGGCUAGCACAAGGCUCAGAUCUCCUGAGGAAUCUAGAAAACAUCACCCAAGGAGCAAAUAUCCCUGUAAUCAUCUGCGGAGAUUUCAAUGCAGAACCCACUGAGGAGGUCUACAAGCGCUUUGCUACCUCCAGCUUGAAUCUUAAUAGUGCCUAUAAGGUGCUGAGCGAGGAUGGUGAAUCAGAACCCCCCUACACAACAUGGAAGAUUCGUCCCACUGGCGAGUCAUGUAAUACCCUAGAUUAUAUCUGGUACUCCCAGCAUGCCCUGAAAGUAAACUCUGCCUUGAGCCUCUUAACAGAAGAGCAAAUUGGAGCCAACCGGCUUCCGUCUUUUAGCUACCCUUCAGAUCACCUGUCACUUGUGUGUGAUUUCAGCUUUAAUGAAGACCCAGACAGGCUAUUAUAAGGAUGGCCAGCAUUAUUUUAUAGUGACUGUAAAAGUUUGCUUAUGUCAUGUGUAAAGUGUUCCAAAGCUAUAAUGUAAAUGUUCACGCAAUGUAUGUGGUAACUACCAUAAAUCUAUUUAUUUAAGGGACUGUAAAAAAGAAUGAGGAAAGAAAUAUUGGAAAAGGUACCUGGUUUAUUUUUCUAUUUGUUCUGCCAAAUAUUUUACCAUAUGUGGUACAACAUCUGGAUGGAUGUAUGACAAGUUAGAUGCAGUAGUUAAAAUAUUCCUUUUUUAUUUUUCCUUUUACUCACUGGUGUAGCAUUCGCUAACCAAAUGCCUUUUUCUAAUGAAAGAUGUGCUCAUAUAUUUAAUUUAUGUUGUUUGUUUGCACAUGUCUGAACAAUACAUUUGAUAGUAUUUAUUUUUCUACUUGAAAAGUUUAAGUUAAUUGUUGUACUGUCUACUGGAACAUUAACAAGUUACUAAAUAUGUAUAAAUGUUUAUUUGGUAUGUCACGAUGUGAACUCUAGUUACUGUAGUAUAAAAUAUUAGGUUUGCAAAAUUAUCAAGCUCCUGCCUUUUUUUUUUUUUAAUACAACUUUUAUACGAUAUAAAAAGCUACAGUUUGUCCUUUUAUGUCAUGUUAGACUACACUACUGCUGAUUUUGCUACCUUUAACACGAAGGUAAGAAAAUAUAUGCUUUAAUUAGACAUGGACUACCCUUGGGAAUAAAGUAAUUCAGGUAUUUAGUUUUCUUAUCACGACCAGCAAAUACAUUUUCCUUUUAUUCAGUAGAAUGUUUGUUCCCUAAAGAACCUAUAACAAAAAUUAGCUGAAGGUAUUGUUGUUUAAGUUAUUAAAAGGACAUUCUAAUUUAAAAAACAAAAUGAUCUAGUUUAUGAGAACAUUAAUAUUACUAUAAUUUAUUUGUAAAGCACCACCAAACUCUGGGUACAUAAGGUACACAAAUGAAAUUGGUUUCUGUAUUUCUUUUUACCAUGAAUAAAGUAAACCAAAUGAAUACAGGAGGGCCCUGCUGCAAAGUGUUAUAGAAUACAUAGCUAAAGUCCAACUCCAGAACACAACCAGUAACUGGCAGAUAAAUGUGUUUUGCUGUUUGUAAUUGAACCAGUGGCCAUGUGUUACAACUCUUGUGAAGGAUUCUGUGUGUUUAACCCCCUUUGCAACCCUUAACAACAAGGCAUUAAAUUAGACCAUUUUAUUUUCAUUCUAGAAUAUCCCUUUGACCUUUUAAGACAGUGAUCUGGUUAUUCAUUGCUUUGAGAUUACAUGCAUAUGGCUCACUUUUCAUCUGCCUGGCAUGACAGCAUCAACUCCAAGCAGAAAAAAAACAACCUUCCUAAACAGAACCCUUAUAGCAGGCCUGCAUAAUAUUAGUUAGCGUCUUGUUCUUUAUGGAUGUUGUAGUGUUCUUCACAGAAAAUGUUGACAGCCAGGUGGCAUUAUACAGUAGUCAGUUGAGGGCAGUGUAAUACUUUAUAUUUUUUAAUUGUGUAAUAUACAUUGGAAAAUCUAAUAUUGCCUUAUUUUAGCUUAAAUUUUAGACGGAUGGUCCGUAAAAUAAGCUGGGUGGUGUGCCCAUAGAAUAGAACACUAAUAUUGGAAUCUCUACAGCUGUUAACAAAAGGGCUUAAUAAAUCUUGGAAUCUACAGAUUCCAAAAAUUUGUAUUUUUACUUGCAGUCUGUAUGAAACAAAAGCCUACAGAAAACCUGUGCAAAGCAUGAUACAAAGUACUAGUCAAAUGCUAAAUUUUAUAUUAAACUCCCUGUUUUAUGCAAGUUCUGUUUACAGCAGAUAUGUGGUAAUAAUUAACAUGGUUAGAUGUGAGCAAUUGUAAUCGCUCUGUGUGCUUUAUUUUAUUUGACUAUGUUAAAUUCAUCUAUCAACUAGUGUCCUCCUCUUAAGAUAACCAGUUGAAAAAAGUUGUAAAGUAAUUUCUGUUAUCACUAAAGAAAAUGACUAUAUACAUAAUAUUAGAAAGAUGCACCAAGCAUUUUACUAUGAUCAUAAUAAUAAAAUUAUUUCAGAAUA